Messenger RNA from Nelumbo nucifera (sacred lotus), 2394 nucleotides. The record is from RefSeq and is a predicted model, not a curated record. Lineage: Eukaryota; Viridiplantae; Streptophyta; Magnoliopsida; Proteales; Nelumbonaceae.
GACUCAUAGCAUCUUCGUUUUUCCUUCUUCCCAUCCCAACCCAAUCCAAACCAAUAAAACCUGUGGAAAAUUCAAAAUGAAAUUAAGAUCGAAAGUAACAAGCAUAUCCACGACUGGACUAACUGCUCGUCGUCGCUCCUCUCUCGUUCUCUUUCUCUUUAUGUUGUGCUUGUAGCUGCCGGGGUUGCUGCUGCUGUAAUCACAAAGAAUUUUCUGAAAUGCCAGGAAACAUUCAAGUUUCUGUGUUGGAUAUAGUGGAUUUUCCAUCUUCAACUUCUUCUUCGUCUUCAUCGGUUUCUUUAAAGGUUUCUAUGGGGAGGAGGGAAUAUCAAACAUGGGACAAAGGAGAAUUCACUUUCCCGUUGUUGACCCUCCGAGACAACUUGAUCAUUACACUCCUGGAUGCCGAGGGGAAACAACUAUCACGGACAGGUAUAGAAACCAUGUCUAUAGUUCAGAAAGGGUUCUGGGAUGAUUUAUUUCCUCUUGAAGGGGGUGGAAAGCUGCACAUGAAGCUGAAGCUCAUCCUCAGUGAAGAGGAGCGCAAGAGGAUUCACCAAGUGAGAGAAUCUGCAGUGAAGAAGAAACAUGCUGGUAGUAGAUUGGUGCCACUGUCCUCAUACCUCAAACAUGAGGUUGCAGAUUUGCAAGAACAACCUGCUCAAAUUGAAGCUGUAAGCAUUGGAGAGCGUCCCAUGCUAGAUGGUUUGCUAUCAAACCCUGUUGAUUGUCACAGUGAUUUAUCUGCUCCCAUAAACAAGGAAGACACCACUCUUGAUAAACUGGAGAGAACAACCCCAGAUAGCAGUGAAGCAUGUCCAUCAAAUGCUCCAUUGUCACUACAGCAUAACGUCCUCUAUCUAACAGAAGCAAUUCAAAAGAAUUCAGAGGGUGAAAUUGAGAACCUGGCAACUCCUGAUGUUCCUUUGAGAUCUGUUCCUAAACAGGAAACUUCAUAUCCUCAGUUAAGAUCUUCAGGAUGCCAUAGUACUGAAAAUGAAAACCCAGUUUCUGCCUCACUGCACAAAGAUGAAAGUCAUGGCACCAAUAAGGAGACUGCAUUGGAAAAAACUCCUAGCAAUUUAAGGAAUCUUAUAAGUGCCUUCGAGAGUAAUCUAGUUCAGCAGGAACAGAGAGCUCAAGUUUAUCCAUCAACAAUAAAAUCCCAGUCAAACAAGAUUGACAGAGAAGAUUAUCAUAAUAAUACAUUUAUAAGGGAAGCUAAGGCAGAGAAAACAACAGAACAUAUAUAUGGAAGUGGUGAAAAUUUAUUUUCCACAGGGAGGCCAUUGGAGUUGACUCCACAACAAAGGCCAAACUACUUGAGAAAAAAAGUAGAUCAAAGUUAUCAAAUAAUUUUGGAUUCAAAGACUGAAAGUAGACCGCUUGGGGGUUUCCCAUCUCUAAAUACCAGACAUUUGGAAUUGUUAGAUGCAAAAACCAGACAGGCUGGAAAAACGGACUCAGAUGGAAAAGAUAAGUUCAAAUUAAAGGGUAAGGUAGAAAAUAAAAAUGAAAAAAUGAUGUCUCCACCAGGAUUACCUGUACCAUCUGCAACAGAAACAGCUUCAAUUUCAGGAACAAUGCUUGAAAGGCCCGUGGUUAUUCAGCAAUCAUCUAAUCCAUACAUUGACCAACAAAAAUCUGCUGUUGGUGUAAUUUUAGAUAAGGAUAGAUCUACAACCUGCAGAGAAGAUUUGGAAAAGCUGAAUGUGUAUGGAGCUUCAAAUGAAAAGCAGAAAUUAGAAGUAUAUUCUAGAGUUAAAUAUUGUGCCUUUGAAGGCCUAAAUAGCUGGCUGUUCCCAGAUGAAGCAAGAAAUUUCUGUGCUACAACUGGGAGUAAACAGAUGAUGGAUAUCAUGAGAAACUGUCUACAUGGAGAAACUCAUGACAGGGAGAUGAGUUUUUAUGAAAAGGAAAUUUAUAGUGAACAUGAUAUGCAUGGUAACAUGGAUAUCAAGGUGAAUAAAGAUGAGGGGACUUCCCACAAUUUGAAGAAAUCAAAGCCUAAGAGUUCAAGAAAUGUAAAAUAUUCUAGAGGACUGGCCACACAGGCAGUAAAAGUCGCAAUAAUAGUGGCAUUUGGGACACUUGUUCUUACAACCAGACAAAGAAAAACCAGAUAAAAUUGCUAGGUGAAUUGUGGUUCUGUCAUCCCAAAGAAAACAUACCAGAGAGAUCUAACCUCCUUUCCUUGGCAUUUAUUGCUCUCUUAUUGCAUAUACCUUUCAUGUUACAAAUUCUUUCUAUUUGAAAAUUGUGAUACAACUGUUUCAUCAAGCUCAGAUCUCAUUGGCUGCAGGAGCAUAGUAGGCUUUUGGUUUCAUUGUCCUAAUGUAAAGUUUUUCUUUAAUUUAUACAAGUGACAGUUUUGAAAUAAAAAGGUGAAAAUUG